GUCGGGUUUCACUGUGUCUGAAUAAAGACCAACGAGUGAAGCUCGGCGCUCUCAGGAAGUGCAGAAGUUGUUGUGAAGCUGCUCCGGACUGAGUACAACCUCCGAACAUAAAGCUAUGGCUGAACCCAGAAUAUCAUCCAUUGAUGGGAAGUUAGCUGAAGAGUUUGCUGUUCCCUCCCAUGUUGGGGAGGUGAAAGAGAAGAUGACUGCCUUUGCCGUGCAUCAUGCUACAGCAGGUCGCAGGGUGGUUCUCAUCACAUCAGGAGGCACCAAAGUUCCUCUCGAGUCCCGCACUGUUCGCUUCCUUGACAACUUCAGCAGCGGCAGACGGGGAGCCUCCUCAGCAGAGUAUUUCAUAGAGUCUGGCUACGCCGUCAUCUUCCUACACAGGCAUCGCUCCCUCUACCCCUACACGCGUAUGUUCUCCACCAUGAACAUGCUGGACGCCCUGAAGUUCAGAAGUGACGAUGGAGCAUCCAGUAACUCUGAAGUGGUGGUUAACCAGCAGGUGCUUCCGAACAUCGCCAAAGUGCUUAAGCGAUACCAGGAAGUGAAAGAAAGCAGACUCCUUCUGCCAGUUGAGUUCAACACCCUGUCAGAGUAUCUGCAUCUGCUCAAAGCAGCAGCACAGGCGCUCAGCACAAUAGGAUCCAAGGCCAUGUUUUACUUGGCUGCAGCUGUGUCUGAUUUCUACAUCCCAGCAUCUGAGAUGCCUGAACAUAAAAUCCAGUCUUCCAAUGGACCUCUUCAACUCAGCAUGAACAUGGUCCCUAAGAUAUUGUCCCCCCUGGUGAAGGACUGGGCACCUCAGGCCUUUGUCAUAUCCUUUAAGCUGGAGACAGAUGCAACCAUCCUGCUGGAGAAGGCUCGCCGGGCUCUGGAGACCUACAGGCACCAGGCGGUCGUGGCCAACGUGCUGGACUCUAGACGGGGUUACGUGGUGGUGGUGACUCCGGAGACUCAGGCCGAGCUGAUCCUCACAGAGGAGGACGAGAAGAACGAUGUGGAGAUCGAGGACAGGAUAGUGAACAACUUGUCAUCAGCACACAACAAGUUCAUAACGCGACAAGGAGGUUGACCGUGAUCACCCACGAUGCAUGUUUGGGUCAGUGACGCAGUUCUAAGUUGCGUCUGUGCUUUCCAGAUCCUGAGCUCGACUUAAAUUCAUACUUGCUGACAAGUCACUGUAUAUGUUGUAUGGUAUGGUAACAUUAGAAGUAGCUGUAAACACAUCUUGCCUUCCCUUGUCUUUUCAGCAUGCUUUAAAAAUGAGCCUCUAAGCUUUCAAAUGCUGUCUCUGUACAGGGACGAUAUACAUGUCGGUGAAAGUUUGUAAAAUGUUUAUUUGCAGGGAAAUACAUUUUGGUGUCUUUUCUACAACAAUGAAUGACAUUUCAAUCAUCAGUGAUGUACUUUACUACACGAGUCACCCAUAAUAAACAACAAGUACCAUCCAU
Molecule: messenger RNA, 1457 nt
Organism: Acanthopagrus latus (yellowfin seabream)
Lineage: Eukaryota; Metazoa; Chordata; Actinopteri; Spariformes; Sparidae
Gene: ppcs
Product: phosphopantothenoylcysteine synthetase
Exons: 4
Coding region: 116-1078 (320 amino acids)
Biological process (GO): coenzyme A biosynthetic process
Cellular component (GO): cytoplasm; nucleus
Molecular function (GO): phosphopantothenate--cysteine ligase activity
Source: RefSeq, a predicted model, not a curated record